This is a messenger RNA of Neocloeon triangulifer, 4380 nucleotides long. RefSeq lists its product as uncharacterized. Bases 115 to 3795 code for a protein of 1226 amino acids. NCBI's taxonomy places the organism in Eukaryota, Metazoa, Arthropoda, Insecta, Ephemeroptera, Baetidae. The record is from RefSeq and is a predicted model, not a curated record. The transcript is spliced from 19 exons. Gene Ontology annotation, molecular function: lipid binding.
UCGAGGCGCCUCUCCGCUCGAGGAACAAGCGAGAGAUGCAUUUGCUCCAAGGGUCGCGGUUCACACGUUGAGACCAGGAGGAAUAUGUGACACCAAAGGGCCCCUUCGGACAGCAUGCUGUCGUUUUUUGAGAAGCACUUCACCAAACAGCAGCAGCAACGGACCCCGAGUCCGACCAAAAGAGCUCUGCGAAGGAGCAGCAGCGCUAGGCAGCGUUCCGACGAUGACCUGAGCGCGAAACAGAGUCAGGACACAAUGGUGCCGAUUAUGGGUGACCUUCCCAGCUCGAGGAGCAAAGCCGCCAGCAGUAGCACAUUGUCGUCGACGGACGAUGAUUACGAAACGGAGCUGGCCAAUAAAUCUCAGAGAGAUGCACAGCUAGGCUGGAUGUUUGCAUUUGUGGCUGGGAGUGUUUUUGCGAGUUGGGCUCUCGGCGCCACGGGAGUUUCUGUGGCUUGGCUUCUUCUGCUUCUGGCCCUUUUAGCUGCCGUUUGGAGGGCAUCGUUAAGACGGUUGGUGGAAGGUGCGAUUCGUUAUGAGACGCUGAGGGUGGCGCGGAGACGGGCAUUGAGCGUCGACGAGACGGCAGAAUGGUUCAACUUUUUGCUUAAUCGAUGGUGGGUGUUUAGCUCUCCAAGUUUGUACGCACUCAUUCGGGAGCAUUUGGAGCCUCUUCUGAAUGAGGUCAAACCUUCCAUGGUUGAGCGCCUGGAGCUUCAUCAGUUUACUCUGGGUGAUCAAACACCGCAUGUGCGUAGUGUGAGGGCUUUUGACGUUAGCGGAGGCGGAGUGCGAAGACCUCUGAGUCCUGCAAGCCUGGCUCGACCUCCCCCAGGACUAGCGUUGAAGUUAAACCAUCAAGUUGCCCUCGAGGCUGACGUCAGACUUGAUUGCGAUGAUUUCAGAAUGAUUUUGAGGUCAAGAUUUGGCAAAGGAGUUGGCAUGGAUUUGGACUUAGCCAUGGAAAAGCUCAAUAUUUCUGGCCGCAUUUAUAUCACAUUCACUCUAAAUAUGGACGCUCCUUUCCCUCACGUCACUCACUUUUCUCUGUCCUUUUUGGAGAGGCCAGAAGUUUGGUUUAGUGUGCGGAUUUUGAAGGCUGUACAAAUGAUGGAAGUUCCACUCUUGAAAACUUGGAUUCACUCUGUUGUGAUGGAGGCGCUCGUGACUUCCCUUGUCGAUCCAGGACAUUUAGAUGUAAACCUAGUUGCUGCCGACAGGCCCUCAGCAGCGCAUGGCCCAGGCGACACCGUUGCUAAAGGCGUCCUUACCAUAACACUAACAAUGGGCACUGGUCCAGCAUCAAAUCCAGCCAAAGAAGCUGCCAGUGGUGAUGAUGCCAAGUGGCUCGUCUUGUGCUUAGGGGAUCAAAGAAUUGUGACAUCGCACCUUGGCCCACGUUGGCAACAUACUGGAUCAUUUUUGGUUCCUUCCUUACACACUGAUACACUCUUAGUAAAGCUUAAAACCAAACGGUUUGUGAGCGCAAUUACCUUGGCUCAGUUUGAGCUGCCUCUUGCGAGCUACAACCUUGAUUCUGCUAAAGUGGUAGAAACAUUGCUGCACAAAAAGCUAACAAAAAUAUCAUCAGGCUCCAUCCCUAAUAUUUGUAUGAGGCUGGAAUACACUCCGUUGCCCUCAAUAAAUCUUGAAACUUCGGAAAUUCCUCCUAGUCUCUCGGACAGAGGCCUAUCUGGAGUGCUUCUAGUCUGUGUUCAUAGUGCUGAUGGCUUAGCUGUGAUUGGCGAACCGGCCUCAUGUAAUCCCUACUGCAUGGUGUUCAAUGGAAGAAAAAAGGUCAAGACGACGCAUUACGUCAAAGCGACUGGCAAUCCACAGUGGGAAUCAAAGGCGCAAUUCUUGGUCAAUGACUUUACUCAAGCAAUGCUGUCGUUUGUUGUCUGCUCAUGGGGUAGGGACAAAACUGGGGACACAGACUUAUUGGGCAUCACAACAUUUUCUCUCACACAGGAGGAGCCUUUUGUGUUAAGGAGAGUUUUACAACUUAAUGUCAACUCUCCACCGAGAACUGCUUCCCCUGUCGGCACAAUUACUGUGUCUGUAAUUUUCCAACCAGUCAGCUCAGUUGCCCAAUCCAUAGGAUCUCAUACAGGAGGCUCGACCGCCGCAGCCAACAGCCCAGGAGGGUCAGAUGAUGAUGACUCUUCUGUUAGCUCUAGUCGUAGUAAGAGGAGUUCGAAUAAUUGGAUGCAGCAAGCCAAACAACUUCUCUCGCACAAAGAAGUAGAAAUGAACGAUAUCAGCUCGCUUUUGGCCAAAGGAACCGGAUUAAUGGAAGUUUAUCUCAUAAGGGCUAAAGAUUUGGAAGCAAAGGACCUAAAUGGCUUCAGUGACCCCUAUUGUGAAGUGAAAAUAAAUGGAGAGUGUAAAUAUAAAUCCAACAUUAAGAAAAAGACGUUGAAUCCUAUCUGGGAGGAGAGUGCCAUCAUGGGGCUCCCACGACAAGGAGAAACUCUCGACUUAGUGAUAUGGGACCAUGAUGUUCUUGGAAUGAAAGACUUUAUAGGCAGUGUAUCAAUAACUGUAGACGAGAUUAGACAUUUGUCUUCACUGGACACGGCCCAGUGGAGGCAACUACAGGGUGUCAAGACUGGUGCUAUAGAGAUCAGAGUAAAAGUUAUUUCAGAAACAACAGGGUUUGCAUCACCUCUCAGUACAAACCAAUCAUUGUCAUCGUCAGCGGAGACGCCUAAAAACUUAACCCCGAGAAACUCGGUAGAUAGCACAGAUCGUGGAAAGCUGAAAUUGGCAUUGGAUAGCAAGCCGCCAGUCCCCAUGAGAACAGUGACAGUAAAUUACAAACCUAAUAGAUCAGGAGCUAAUCAUCACCAUCAUGUAAUUGAGCCACCGAAAGUACCCUUGGUUCCGACAAUCAGUACAAAUGGCUCUGGAAGCUACAGCUCCUACUCCAAUGAGCCCCCAGCACACACGUCGGUAGUGGUCUCUGGCUGUGAAAGAAGUCCAAAUGGCCUCAAAGCCAGCAAUGGCAGGGGUUCGUUGACACCUAGCCCUGAACCUGGCUCAAAGAAAAGUUUUGUUGACCAGUACAGCAGCUUUCGCACAAUGAAAAACAAGGUCAAACGUGGCCUUAACCUGCGGAGGUUUCGGUCUGAAGUUAACAUGCCAGGAAGCGACGAGGCCAACGGAGUCAGCCAGGUAACUCUGAAUAUUGAGCCCAGAGGAGGGGGCGAAGCCGAUGCCUCCGACCUUCUGAAUGGUGAGCGCUUGAAACAUGCUGUGUCCCAACCCAACAUUCCUUGCCGCCUCCGCGCACGCACCACAGAUCUAAAAGCCGAGGUUCAAUGUGAUUCGAUACCGGCUGAAAAGUUUUAUGGUAUUGAAGGAAAAGUUGUUCAAGCCCACGGGCUUCACGUUGCACAUAUUGCCCAAGUAUAUUGCAGAAUCAAGCUGCAUAGCUCGGAAAAGUCUCAUCGAAGCGGAGGAAAAACUUUGGCCAAGUCUAGACUAAUUCCAGCCAUACCAGAUCCACUUUUCAACCUUGCUUUUGAGAUAGAAACCCCUGAAGGUGUUUCGAAACAGGCAGCUCUACUUUUUGAAAUAAGGGCUACUGGAAAAGAAUUGGUCGCGUCUCGACGAGUGACAAUAGAGGAACUCAUGCAAGACGCGUCCAUUGAUGGGAGUGUUGUGAAAACAUCAUUAAACCUCAGCACAGGAGCAUCCAUCGAAGUCGAAGUGUCCUAUGGUCGGGAAAUCAAGAAGGAAUCAAGAAAACUCUUCCGCAGCUGGUCUGUGCACAGGAUUGGUAAAAUUUAGAAAUUGGCAAAAUCGAGCUUUUCUAUCUUCAGCCUGUAUCUCAAAAUCUAUGCAUUUUCCUGAAUUUUUGAAUAAUAGAUUUUUUCACCUGUUUGUGAACUUAACAUUCCAGUGUGACUUGAUAAUAAUGUUUUUAAUGUUCAUCAAUAAUUUUACAAUUUAUAAGUGUAUAUGAUAGCAACCAUCUUUUUAUUAGACAAUUUGAUUUAUUUAUUGUUUGAUGCUGAAGUUAUUAGGAUAAAAAUUUAUUAGAUACAAUAUAUUGUAGAUAGAACCUUAAAAUUGUAUUGUGCGUGCGCUGAAUCACAGGCGCUUUAUAUAUGGGAUCAAACUUUCAAAUUUUUGGCUUUUGCCUUGGAUGCUUUUAAAAAAAUCUUUCAAAAAAUUGCAAUGAGUAAUGCUAUAUAUCAUUAUAUAUUUGAUUCAGCAUUUAAACUCAAAUUUCUCAAAUUCUACCAUCAAAGCAAUUUCUAAUAUUUCUAUAUAUUUCUUGUAAAAUUUUUACGUCCUCAAAUAUGACUGAAUUCUCAAUAAUCUCUAAUUAAUUGAUUAGUAAGUCUCUUUUCCAAUAAAGUAAUUUAUGGA